Molecule: messenger RNA, 1134 nt
Organism: Lindgomyces ingoldianus
Lineage: Eukaryota; Fungi; Ascomycota; Dothideomycetes; Pleosporales; Lindgomycetaceae
Product: thiolase-like protein
Exons: 7
Coding region: 1-1134 (377 amino acids)
Biological process (GO): fatty acid biosynthetic process; secondary metabolite biosynthetic process
Molecular function (GO): fatty acid synthase activity
Source: RefSeq, a predicted model, not a curated record
AUGGAGCCAAUAGCUAUUGUCAGACUCGCAUUUAAGCUGCCACAAGGGGUGGAGGACGAGCACAGCUUCUGGGACAUACUCGAACAAGGCAAAAGUGUAAUGACAGGAUGGCCAAAAUCGAGAGCAAACGUCGAUGCCUUCUUUCAGUCCCACGCCGCUAGAAAUAACAUGGAGCACUUUCCUCAGCCAAGAUCUCACCGCCUUCGGCGCCCCAUCUUUUCCAUUUCCUCGAAGGAAGCUGCAUCUAUGGAUCCUCAGCAGCGAAUGUUGCUGGAAACAGCAUACCACGCCCUAGAAAACACAGGCAUAUUUUCAGGGUCGAUGGAGAGCGACUACAAUAGAACGAUUUCCAAAGACCUAGAUAAAGCACCACCAAAUACUGCCACUGGCGCUUCUGUUUCUAUCUUGGCUAAUCGGUUAAGUUGGUACUUCGACUUGAAAGGCCCUACUCAUGCAAGACUAAACACCGCUUGUUCCUCAAGCAUGAUAGCCGUUGGUCUGGCUUGCCAAUCCCUCCGAUGUGGGCAAAGUUCUAUGGCACUUGUCACAGGGUCUAAUUUGAUGCUGAGCCCUGAGCUUUCUCUCUAUCUAUCCAAUAUAAACAUACUUUCUCCAAUCAACAUCUACUACAGCUUUGACCACCGUGCAAACGGGUAUAGCAGGGGAGAAGGUGUAAUAGUCUUGGUCCUUAAAACACUCUCGACUGCGAUUAGGGAUGCGGAUAAUAUACGUGCUGUUAUUCGGGGGACUGGAUCGAACCAAGACGGCCGUACACCAAGGAUCACCCAGCCAAGUUCUAGUUCUCAAGAGAAUCUCAUAUGUCAGGUGUACAACAGCUGCAAUCUUGGACUCGAGUCAACACGCUACGUAGAAGCUCAUGGAACCGGCACGCAAAUUGGGGAUUCGACUGAAAUGAAAGCCCUCGGUGCUGUUUUCAGGAACGUCCGCUCUCCUAAAGCGCCCCUAUAUGUCGGUUCUGUCAAGUCCAACGUGAGACACCUUGGAGGUGGGAGUGGCCUGGCUGGAAUUCUCAAAUGCGUCCUGAUCCUUGAAAAGGGGGUCAUUCCACCAAACUCAUUGUUCGAGAAAUUGAUUGCAAAAAUCAACGCCAAGCGGAAUAAUAUCCAAGUAUGA